CUGUUGGGUCAUAAUCCUGACAUCGAGGCCGCUGAUAAUACCGGUGCAACGCCGCUACAUUUAGCUGUUAAGGCUGGUCACCAACAAGCAGCCGAGUCCCUGUUAAGCAAGGGCGCCAGGGUUGAUGCCACUGAUCACGAUGGCAAAAGACCCAUAGAUUAUGCCCAAGAGCGUUAUCACUCU
Trichoderma harzianum CBS 226.95 is the source of this 183-nucleotide messenger RNA. RefSeq lists its product as hypothetical. The record is from RefSeq and is a predicted model, not a curated record. The annotation marks the transcript as partial. The transcript has a single exon. Gene Ontology annotation, molecular function: protein binding. Lineage: Eukaryota; Fungi; Ascomycota; Sordariomycetes; Hypocreales; Hypocreaceae.